This is a messenger RNA of Mobula hypostoma (lesser devil ray), 2343 nucleotides long. Its product is annotated as protein SPMIP1-like. The transcript has 3 exons. Lineage: Eukaryota; Metazoa; Chordata; Chondrichthyes; Myliobatiformes; Myliobatidae. Bases 1417 to 2157 code for a protein of 246 amino acids. The record is from RefSeq and is a predicted model, not a curated record.
AAGAUUCAAGUUUUAUUAUCAAAGCGUGUGUAAAUUAUACAACCUUGAGAUUUGCUUGCUCAUGGGUAGCCACAAAGCAAGAAACCCCAAAGAACCCAAUUAAAGAAGAAAAGAAUAAAAAUAAAAGAGCAACACUUGAUGCGCAAGAGGAAGAAAAAAUAUUUUAACAAAUCAAGCAAACAAUUGAAGUGAACAACAAUAUUUGAACAACAAUAUUCCGAACCAAAACAGAGUCCUCAGAUCCGAACCCUGGAGUAGGUCCAAAGCCUCGCUUAUCACAGUUCAUCAUGUCAGCAGCACGGAGCACAACAGCCGGGGCAGUCUGCUUGGCCUCAGCACCAUGGUGAUGACCAUCACAGAGAAUGAAUGAAAUUGGCUCUCACUUCAAAUCUUGGCACCCUGUCUUUUCAGACUUUCUGGGCCAGCGUUUAAAUUGACUCAACAAUGGAACAGCGAAAGGCUUUGGUGACUUGGAGUGAGGAAUGAAGAUCAUGGAGAGCGAGCUAAAUUGGCUCUUGCCUCCCAUCUGGCUCAGUGUUUAAAUUGUCUAAACAGCGAAAUUUACCUCGCCCUAGGACGCAGCUGCAGCGAAGGACUCCGGGCCCAGAUUUCAUCACCCAGCCUAAAGCCACUCAAGCUUUUCAAAUCAGCUCGGUGCCCAGAGCAAUCUGACCUCGCACCUGAACAAGUGGAACGAGCUCUGAAUCUUCUCUGCCUGCACCCCGACUUCUUUUGGCUCUCAGUGUGAACAACCUCGCUCCUGGGCCAGCCGUAUGGGCAUCAGAACUGCAUUUGCAAUGAUUCUGUAACACACCAUCUCGCCUCACCAUUGCUCACCACUUCACUGUUUGUGGCAAUAAUAUAACACAAUUUACCCCAGAAAAGGUAGUUUUAGUGAAUUUAAAAAAAAUUAGAUUCCUUACCUUUUUGACUACUAGAAGCUGUCGCACAUGUUUGGUGGUGCAAUCUUAACUGGAAGCUCUUCCCACCCAUUAACCAAGCUCAUCAAUGUAUCCUUUCACUGUUUUUUAAAAAAUCUCUUGGUGGUUUAUCAAGCUUUUCAUUCAAUGUAGCCAUAAAUCAUCUACUCUUUGAGGGAGUGAAUUCCAUAUGGCCACAAUUCUUUAAUUUUGUUUGUUCAAUUUUUUUACAUCAGACAUACUGGAACAUCAUUCUACCAAACAAGUUUAAACCUCAGCCUGCCUUUUAAAAUUUACUCUCUCCUAUACCUGUGUCAUUGUCCAUGUCAUUUCCUGUUGUUCAUUACAGUUAUUAGCAUAACAUUAAUUGCUUAGAUACCAGUAUGGACACCUCACCAGAAUGCAGGGAGCCUGGGGUUUUGAUACCCUUUUCUUGUUCUCUUCAUAUUUUUGUCUACAUUUUACAAAACUUGUGAAUAAGACUUACUGAAAAUCCAUGAGAAUGGAGCGAAAACUCAACAUGGACACCCAGCUGCAAAACUUCUGGAAGGAAAGUAUGACAAAAGAAGAUCUGCUGAGAUUUUGUUGGUUGAGACAUUUCAAAGGAGACCUCAGCAAGCCACCAGCAAGAGUGACUGAACGCAAGAAGGUACCCACACUGCCGCAUGGAGGCUUCCAGAUACAGGAUGCAGCAGUGCAGGGAAAAGAGGGGGGCCCAUCCAAGGAGGUAAAACAGAAGAAGUUAAGAGCUAAGGAACAAGCUCCAACUGUGUCCAUGAGCGAUAUGAGGCCAGUCACCCCUGAGGUUCGGGCCCUGCUGUAUGACGGGUUCUCAAAGGAGGAUAAAGGCAGAUACCAAUACCUUAAAGCCCGAAAGAAGAAAGGGCCCAGUGAGAAAUAUGAGUACCCUCUCACUACUUCCUGGAACUAUGGCUGGAAAAUAGGUGAGAGUCUGUUGGCCAGGCUAAUUAGCAGAGAUGAGAUCUAUUUUGCUGGGCAAAGAGUGAAAGGCCAGUGCUCAUCCAAGUGUAUAUUAUUGUGCAACCUGUAUCAGGAAGGAGUGAGCACCUGCAGCAAUGGGAUGAGUGGUUCAAUCAAUUGCUGUGCUUCUUUCCUAACAGAGGAUAACGCUGAGUACAAGAAACCAGGCUUUGGGCGAUCAGCCUUGGUGGAAACUACUUUCUACCGAAGAAAUGGGAUCUUCAGUGAACCAGAAGCAAGUGAUGUCAUGAAUUGAUGGACUGUGCAAGUUCUGAAAUCAAGAUGGCUUACAGGGCAUAUCGUCAGAUGGAAUUCGGCUCCAGGUUACUGUUAUGAUAUAAGACAAGAACUUUGGGCUGUUCCAUUGGUCCAAGAGAUGUGUGAGUCAAUCAAUAAUUCAAAUUACCUUGAAUCUUCACAGAUCCUGAGAUAAACAGUCUAA